Sordaria macrospora k-hell is the source of this 1884-nucleotide messenger RNA. RefSeq lists its product as uncharacterized. Gene Ontology annotation, biological process: GPI anchor biosynthetic process. The record is from RefSeq and is a predicted model, not a curated record. NCBI's taxonomy places the organism in Eukaryota, Fungi, Ascomycota, Sordariomycetes, Sordariales, Sordariaceae. Gene Ontology annotation, molecular function: GPI mannosyltransferase activity; alpha-1,6-mannosyltransferase activity. Gene Ontology annotation, cellular component: endoplasmic reticulum membrane; mannosyltransferase complex.
AUGACAACCACCACACCCUCUCCCUCCGCCUCAGUCAGGAGAAGUUCCGCAGCACUCACCCACCCACACCGGACAAUCCUCAAGUCCUUCCUCUACUGGAAACUUUUCCUCCUCGCUAUCGCCAUUGGCUCGACCCUUGUCAAUGAUCGCGCAUACGAUACUUCGGCCGACUUAUUGCUGAUUGGUGAUGACGAACCUCUCUCUGUGGUUGACGGUAAUGGGGCUGCAGAGCUGGUGAGGAACUUUGGCAAGCGCUUGGUCACGAGGUUUACCAGCUGGGAUGCGAUUUACUUUGUGAGCGCGGCCAAGAGGGAUUAUGUCUUUGAGCAGGAGUGGGCUUUUGGGACGGGAUUGGUGGUUGCUGUGAGGGGGGUUUUGAGAGCUCUCCAAACUCUCGCCCCCCCCCUUCCCCUCACCACCUCUCCGACCGCCCUCGCAGAAGCAACCACCGCUCUCCUCAUCUCCAACGGCUCCCACCUCCUCGCCUCUCUUGUUCUCUACCACCUAACCCUCCUUCUACCACUCCCCGGUUCCAACUCUUCCCCUUUCCAAACAAAGAAACUAGCCCUCCUCACCUCCCUUUUGCACAUCAUCUCCCCCGCUGGCUUGUUUCUCUCUGCCCCUUACGCUGAGGGUUCGUGUGCGCUGUUUUCCUUUUUGGGGUGGUGGUUCUAUGCUAGGUCUUGUUUGUCUGAUGCUGAGCAAGAUGGUACCGCCGCUGUCCCGAAACAGGACAAUAAGGGUGGGAAAAGGGGCAAAGCCAGAAACCGGUUAACCCUAAAAGGGGAUAUUAACCUCCUCCUAGCUGGCCUCUCCUUCGGCUUAGCCACCCUCUUCAGAAGUAACGGCAUCCUAAACGGGUUACCGUUCGCUUGGGAAGUUUUCACUCUCCUCACGGGCCUUGCUGUGUCAGGAGGGAGCACCCCACCGCUCAAGACCCUGAGACGAUUGAUCGCCCUAGGCCUAGGCGGGAUCUUCGUAGCGAUGGGAAGUAUCGUGCCGCAAACUGUGGCGUGGUUGAGGUAUUGCCCUUCUGGGAGUUUGUGGCUGUUGAACAAGUUCCUGUCAUUGUCACCAGGGACCACCUCCUCCGCUUCUGGGGUUGGGGUAUCCGGGACAUCCGGGGUUAGCGGUAGUGGAAGUGCCCGCGGCUACGGCGGUAGUGGAAGUGCCCGCGGCUACGGCGGCAGUGGCGUUGGUGCUGGCGUGAGUGUGGGUGCUGACACUGGUGGGUUAGAGGGACUUGUGGCGCAGGAAGAAGCGAGGGAGUGGUGCACUGCGGUGGUGCCUAGCAUUUACACGUUUGUGCAGAAACAUUACUGGAACGUCGGCUUCCUCCGCUACUGGACCCUACCCAACAUCCCUCUCUUCCUACUCGCUGCCCCGAUGCUUGCCAUCCUAGUCAAGUCGGCAUUGGACCAGCUCAGUCAGCGAUCUCCAUCUUCCGCAACAGCAGUAGUGACGCUUAACUCCGACAGGAAGGACAGCACGUCGCCACCCGCUUGCGGUUCCGGUUUGACUUCUUCUUUAGAUCCAUCAUCAGGCCCCGUCAAGUCCGAAGCAAUAGUCACCCACCAAGACCCUGAGCCCAAAACAACAGCUCAUGACCAACGCAUGCAAAUCCUCAUCCGCUCGGCAGCCGCGGAACAGAUACUGCUCGCGGUCCUCGCGCUAAGCACGUACCACGUGCAGAUCAUCACGCGGAUAUCGUCCGGGUAUCCGCUGUGGUACUGGUGGUUGGCUCAGCAACUUAUCGGUGGUGCAGGUGGGGACAAGCAGGACAAACAAAAGAACAAGAAGCUGGGAAAGGGGAUCGUGGUGUUCAUGGUUAUGUAUGCGGCGGUUCAGGGGGUGUUGUUUACUUCUUUUUUGCCGCCUGCGUAG